UGCUCGGUUGCCCUCCAAGGUUCCAUCUCUGUUACUUUUUCACUGUGUUCGUCUUUCCUCCCUGGAGUUGCAUUUGACUGUCUCACUCACUCUCCCUCUCCCUUUCUCCCUAUUGCGAGUCGUCGGUUCCUUGUUUGCCAUACAAAAUCCAAUAGUUUGCCUGGUGCCUCGCGAGGACGAGCAUGCAUUUUGCAUUUUGCCUGUCGAGGAAGGAAAAGUUCGAGAGAAUAUCAAGGGUGUUUCGUGUUUUGUGAAACAAAUGUUGUCCUGGCUCACUGUGUUAAUCGUGAGUCGUUCGUGCGGACCUAGAGACGGAAAUACGAGGGCUUCUGCGUAGCGUCUGGCCCGUCCUGUUCUUCGCGAAGUUUUCGCAGGGCUUUUUUUUCUGUCUGAACAAGCCGCUCAGAGAAAAGGGAACGCGUGCACUGGGGGGCAUGAGGCUUUCGCGAGUCGUGUGCAUGCGUGAAUGUAACGCAGACGGGAAGAGGAAGUGUACGUAAGGACAGGAGAGUGCGUGUAUAUUAAAAGGCGGCUCGGCCGCCUCCUUGCGGGAGAGCAAAGCUCAGGCUGAACCGUUUCUUCUUCGACCCACUGGACGGCCACCGGCAGCAAAAUGCCGUUUCCAAUGUGAUUUGAGAUGAAACGCGUUCGUGGGGUGGAUGAGGUAGUGUCAGCAGCAGCAGCAACGUUGAAGCAUUCUUCAGUGGCCAGUGGUGGUGGCUUAGGAGGAAACGGAGGCGGUGGCCUAGGAGGCGGUGGUGGUUUGGAAUACCGUUCUGGUGCUGGAAUAGGAGUUAGUGUUGCAUCUAGCCAACUGGUCAGAUCAGUCACUUCCAAAGAAAUGCCGGGUAGCGUCCAAUUUGGCACAGUCCAGACUCAACAGCAAUAUACUGGCGCCAUUGUCGUGCCUACAGCCGCAUCUUCUGCCAUAAAGGGUAAUGGAGGUACCGGAGGACUUGGUGGUUCGUGUGGUAGCAGUGGGAUAGUUAGUGGUGCAAAUCUGCAUGGAAGUGGUUUGGGAGGUGGCGGAGGGCACACUAUGGGUCCUCAGCAGCCUGCUCCUGGCUCACAGCCGCAGACACAUACCCAACAACCGCCUGCAAUAAGGCAUAAGGUGCAUUCAAGCAAUGUCACACCUCUAGCACCCGCACCAGCAGGUAGUAGCUUAAGCGGUGGAAGUGGAUCUCAGCAAUUUCAAAGAUUAAAAGUCGAGGAUGCCUUGUCCUAUUUGGAUCAAGUCAAGUACAAAUUCAGCGAUCAACCCCAGGUAUACAACGACUUCCUCGAUAUCAUGAAGGAGUUCAAGUCGCAAAGUAUAGACACACCAGGUGUCAUUACAAGGGUGAGCCACUUAUUCAAGGGUCACCCUGAACUCAUCGUCGGUUUCAAUACGUUCCUACCACCUGGUUAUAAAAUUGAAGUACAGGCAAAUGAGCAGGGUUAUGCUUUCCAAGUUUCCGUCAGUAUGCCAAGCCCUACCGCCACGCACACUGCAACGCUGUCCCAUCAUUGCACCGUGAACGUAGGUUCACCACCAAUUGCGAGCCCACCAACUCAGCCUGCUAAGGCGCCACCUGUCCUACAAAUAAUGCAAGGAUCCAGCACCAUACAUCAUUCUAUGGCGAAUAACAUUUCCAAUAACAGUCUAACUGUUCACGCACCGUCACCACCGCCAGUCCAAACGUACAAUAAUUCCCACGUGAGCGCUGCACAAGCACAGGCCGUCAGUCAAGCAUUGAGUCAAGCUCAGGAUGGAGUCCCGAACAGCGGACAAACUCAACAAAGUCAACCCGUUGAGUUCAAUCAUGCUAUCAACUACGUGAAUAAGAUCAAGAAUCGGUUUCAAGGCCAACCGGAUAAGUACAAGAGGUUCCUAGAAAUUCUGCACACCUACCAGAAGGAACAAAGGAACUUGAAGGAGUCCAGUGCUCAUGUGGGAGGUGGUCCUGGUGGAUGUGCCAGUGGUGUUCCUACUGGUGGAAAACACUUGACGGAAGCCGAAGUAUAUAGUCAGGUUGCCAAGCUCUUUGAAAAUCAGGAAGAUCUCCUUGCGGAAUUUGGACAAUUUUUGCCUGAUGCUACCAAUCAACAAAGUGCCCUGUCUGCUAUGUUUCAGAGUAACAAGGCUGGGGCGGUUAACGAUCAUUCGACGAUCGUUAAAAAACCGCUAGGAGUGAAAACGUCAUACAACAACUCAGGCAGCAUACCCCGUGGCGAGCACCGGGAACCCGGCGGAAUCGGCAACCUGGACAGGGAAACUCGGGAGAGUCAUCGUGAUCGCGAUCGCGAUCGUGAACGGGAACGGGAACGGGAACGUGACAAUCGCGAGAGAGACAAUCGGGAUCGUGGUGGAGCUCGUGAACUCAACAGUGGCCAAAAAUUCGGUCAUAGUGCUGGCCAACUCAAACGAAGCCCUUCGUUCUCAACUUCGGCCACCACGGGAAAUUCUCAUCACGCUCCUCACGGUCCACCGCCUCCCAAGAAACACAAAAUGGCUUCGAUGCGAGACGUCAGCAUCGCAGAAGCAGGAAAAUACGGCGGAUUGACGGACUACGCGUUCUUCGAUAAGGUGCGUAAGGCGCUGAGGUCACAGGAGGUUUACGACAACUUUCUGCGGUGUCUGGUAUUAUUCAAUCAGGAAAUCGUAUCGAAAUCCGAAUUAGUGCAGCUCGUGACUCCCUUUCUUGGACGCUUUCCUGAGCUUCUACGAUGGUUCAGGGACUUCCUUGGUCAUUCGACUGACUCAACGACGACGAGUUCCGCCAACGCGACUAACCUAAACGUGGAAGCACUUCCGAAUAAUGUUGUGCGCAGCCAUCAGGAACGUCCUCAAGGAGAUCUCGCGAUGGAGAUCGAUUACUCAGCGUGUAAGAGACUUGGGGCUUCUUAUUGUGCUCUGCCGAAAUCAUAUAUACAGCCAAAGUGUACCGGACGGACUCAGCUCUGUAAAGAAGUCCUUAAUGAUACCUGGGUAUCGUUUCCGACUUGGUCGGAGGAUAGUACCUUCGUCACGUCCAGGAAAACGCAGUAUGAGGAAUUUAUCUAUCGUUGCGAGGACGAGAGAUUCGAAUUGGAUGGCGUGAUAGAGACCAAUGCUGCUACGAUAAGGGUGCUCGAGGGUGUCCAUAAGAAGAUGAGUAGGAUGGCCCAGGAGGAACUUCAAAAGUUCAAACUCGACGAUUGCCUUGGUGGAUGCUCGCCAACGAUACAUCAGCGAGCGCUCAAGAGGAUAUACGGUGACAAGGCUGCGGAUAUUAUCGAUGGUUUAAAGAAGAAUCCUGUGGUGGCGGUUCCCGUUGUUCUUAGGAGGCUCAAGAAUAAGGAGGAGGAAUGGCGGGAGGCUCAGAAAGGUUUCAAUAAGAUCUGGCGAGAACAGAACGAGAAAUAUUACCUGAAAUCUCUGGAUCAUCAAGGCAUUAAUUUUAAGCAGAACGACGUUAAGGCCCUGCGUUCCAAGAGCCUGUUUAACGAGAUCGAGACUUUGUACGAUGAGAGGCACGAACAGGUGGAUCAAGGUACUGAAGGUCAAACCGGUGGAGGUCCACAUCUCGUUCUCUCCUACAAGGAUAAGUCCGUCCUUGACGACGCGGCGAAUCUUUUAAUCCAUCAUGUUAAACGACAGACUGCCAUUCAUAAGGAGGACAAGCAACGAAUAAAACUUCUCCUCAAGCAUUUCAUCCCAGACCUUUUUUUCCACCCGCGACAAGAGCUCAGCGACGACGAGCGAGACGAGGAUGAUGACAAGGACGAAGCGGAUGUAACCGUGAGUGGCGCAAGUGGAAAUGGUAAUAAUAGUGGUAACGGAACUGGAGCUGGAAGCGGUGGUGGAAGUGGUAAUUCUCAAACUGUGUCUUCGUCGAACACAUCCGCGCAUACCGGUAUGGGUCUCCAGGGUACCAGGAACAAGACGACAACGUCUCCGGGUCUCCAAACGACGCCGAUAAAAGUGGAACACGACGUAAAGGUGCCGAUUCACGCGCUUUCCGUCGAUCCUGAGGAGGCGUACACGCUCUUCAUGGGCAGCAAUAACUGGUACCUCUUCCUGAGGUUACAUCAGAUACUCUGCGAACGCCUGACGAAGAUGUACGAGAGGGCCGUGACACUUGCCGAUGAGGAGUCGCGAUACAAACAGCAACGCAAGGAGAGCACCGCCGUAGCGCUCAGGUUAAAACCAAAAAACGAGAUCGAAAUAGAGGACUACUAUCCUGCCUUCCUUGAUAUGGUGAAGAACGUUCUAGACGGUAAUAUGGAGAGUACAGCCUACGAGGACACGCUGAGAGAGAUGUUUGGCAUUCACGCGUACAUCGCCUUCACUCUGGAUAAGGUUGUCACGUAUGCAGUGAGACAAUUGCAGCAUUUGGUGUCGGAUCCAACGUGCCAGCAGUGCAUGGAGCUCUUUCAGCGAGAGCAGCGGCAGCCAAAGGAGAACAACGGGGCAGGUGGUCCAUGUGCCACGGCCUACCUUCGGAUCGGUGCCGAGAUGGCCUAUCAGCGUAAAGCAGAAAAAGCUAUGGCUGAUGAGAACUGCUUCAAGAUAUACAUAUACAAGAAAGACUGUAAAAUGACGAUGGAGCUUCUGGACACAGAGGGUGAGGAUACGGCCGAGGGCAGUUGUAGAGAGAGAGAAAGGGAGAGAGAGAGAGAGAGGGAGAGGGAUAGAGAGAGAGAAGGAGUGAACGCCUCCGAGAAAUGGUCGACGUACGUCGAGAGGCUCUCGGCACCGAGCAUCGUCGGCGUUGGCGUCGACCAGACCAGUCCCAAGGAAACCCCAAAUUCCACGGCGGACACCGAGCCAUCGGCUAAUCAUCCUGUGAGUAGCGACCAGGCAGCAAAGGGGGGCAGGGGCAGAAAGCGCAAGAACACUGAAAUUAACAAGAAGAUUGAUGGAAACGGUUGGGGCUCGUCAGGGCGACUAUUGGCAGGUCGCAAGCCGGUCUUUCUCUGCCGAAAUGUGAGACAGUGGAGGAAACAGGCAGCCAGGACGAUGAGAUCGAAUGCCCAGAGUAAUGCCGUUCACGGGGAGAAAAUUGCGAAUAGUAACGACGCUGAGAAAACAUUGGAGAGCGUCGGCGCCCUUUUAGAAAGGCCACCGGCUUUGAGGAUCACGAAUACAGGGGAUGGCUCUGACAUCGUCGCCUCGGACGAUACCCAAUGCAGAUUCAAUCCUAACAGCUAUCACAUGCUCUACGUCGCCAACAAGGAAGCUGUCCUGUACAAGCAGAACUCGUUUACCCGUGCCAGAGAGUGUCAUCCGGCAGUGACGAAGCGUCUAAAUGUAAAAUUCCACCGGUGGUUGGGGAGCUGGGCGUCGAAAAACGUAGCCGAUACGCAACAUCGUCAGUGCCAGGACUGGUUAAUGGGCCGAUAUGAAAAUUUGAUACCCCACAGGACACGAGUGGUUACCGAUAACGAUCAGAGUCGCUCCCCGUACAGACAGUACAAUCGGUAUCGAGUGGAUCGUCUACAGUCGGAUUCCCCAACGGAACAAUCUGGGUAGCACUUGCGACCCUUUUUAAAUUCCCCAGGUCCUCUACUCCCGUAGUCAGUACCUCACGAACUCUGAUUUUCCCCACAUCUCAAAGGAUCCAAUCCUAACUUCCUCUUUGGCUGAUCGAUCGUGCAGUGAAUCGUAGAAAACUUUGUUAGAGUUUCUCAUCGCAGAACUCAAUGGACCAUUGGAGUUUUAUAUACGAGUGAUAACUGUUAUGUGCUUGCGCAAAACUGUCUAUUCCGUGUGCGGAGGAAACGCAUGACGUUUGGAGCUUCGUACGAGGACGCAGAUUGCCCAGUGAAUCGCCUUUCUUCUAUAUUCUUUACAUUUUGCUACGGGAGAUGUGAUCGAUUUAUAUAUAUAUAUUUAUAUAUAUAUAUAUGGUUGUGCGAUACUUGUCCCUUGUCUUCAUCAUCAUCAUCAUCCCUUGGAUUAUACCGAAAGAUUCGUCUAAUAGACGCCAAGACACUCGCGGAUGGGUGCAUCUUGAAUUUUCACACUAUUUAAGAUAAAGAAGUGCGUCGAUCGUUAUGCAUCGUCAUCUCGAUCAGGUAAAGCGUCGUUUACCUGUUAGAGAGGAACGAUUACUAGAACCGUGUAUCGAUACAGAUAUUUUAUUUUUUUACGACACGUGGCAAAGGACUUUUUUUUUUACUUGUUCUCACUUUAUUUCUUUCCUUGAUCGACUUUCGUUAGCGCCAACUGGAUAAUGUAUCUCCGUUUGGAAUUUCAGAAGUAGCCUUUAUUUUUUUCUCUUUCCUUUCUCGAGCCUCUUCUUUUAACCGAACGCCUUGGCCACGGUGCAUUUUAUGUUUUACUUGUACACGGAAAUCAAUAAUCGUUCUUGGCCGUAAUAAGCCUUGUCUGAUCCUGGUGACUGUAACUGGGAAGGUAAAAAAAAAAAGAAAAAGUAAUUGUACAGCAGAAAAUCUACUGAGCGGAUUCGGGAAUCGAGCCAUCUCUUUAUAUCCUGCGCGAGGAUAUGAUUGUUGCUAUGUUUUGUAAAAAAAAAAAUAAUAAUAAAAAUGGCAUUAGUAAGUCCUGACGUUCAAAAUCAUAA
Molecule: messenger RNA, 6551 nt
Organism: Cephus cinctus (wheat stem sawfly)
Lineage: Eukaryota; Metazoa; Arthropoda; Insecta; Hymenoptera; Cephidae
Gene: Sin3A
Product: paired amphipathic helix protein Sin3a
Exons: 16
Coding region: 638-5497 (1619 amino acids)
Biological process (GO): negative regulation of transcription by RNA polymerase II
Cellular component (GO): chromatin
Molecular function (GO): transcription corepressor activity
Source: RefSeq, a predicted model, not a curated record